Molecule: messenger RNA, 3307 nt
Organism: Arvicanthis niloticus (Nile rat)
Lineage: Eukaryota; Metazoa; Chordata; Mammalia; Rodentia; Muridae
Gene: Stk17b
Product: serine/threonine kinase 17b
Biological process (GO): protein phosphorylation; positive regulation of apoptotic process; intracellular signal transduction
Cellular component (GO): nucleus
Molecular function (GO): protein serine/threonine kinase activity; ATP binding
Source: RefSeq, a predicted model, not a curated record
GUCUAACGAAGCACAGUGUCCCAGACGCGGCUGCACUUUUCAAACCUCAACUGUAAGAAGCGCCGGUCAGCGUCUGUGCGGUCGCCGCCGGGAGUCGCCUCACAGGGGCCUGGCUGACGGCGACCAGCGGUUGUGGGGAAGCGUGCGAGGUAAAAGUCAGUGCCUAGAGAAGCGGGUCUGGCAGUCAUCAGCAUGUCUCGGAGGAGGUUUGAUUGCCGAAGCGUCACUGGCUUGUUAACCACAACCCCUCAAACGCCGAUGAAAACAGAGAAUUUUAAUAAUUUCUAUACGCUUACCCCGAAAGAACUUGGGAGAGGAAAAUUUGCUGUGGUUAGACAAUGUAUAUCAAGAUCAACUGGACAGGAGUAUGCUGCCAAAUUCCUGAAAAAGAGAAGAAGAGGGCAGGAUUGCCGGGCGGAGAUUCUGCAUGAGAUAGCUGUGCUGGAGCUGGCCAGGUCUUGUCCCCAUGUGAUCAAUCUGCACGAGGUCUAUGAAAAUGCAACCGAAAUCAUUUUGGUGUUAGAAUAUGCUGCAGGUGGAGAAAUUUUCAACCUGUGUUUACCUGAGUUGGCCGAAAUGGUAUCUGAAAAUGACGUUAUCAGACUCAUUAAACAAAUCCUUGAAGGAGUUCAUUAUCUACAUCAGAAUAACAUUGUUCACCUUGAUUUAAAGCCACAGAAUAUACUUUUGAGCAGUAUAUACCCACUUGGGGACAUAAAAAUUGUAGAUUUUGGAAUGUCUCGAAAAAUUGGAAAUGCAUGUGAGCUUCGGGAAAUCAUGGGAACACCUGAAUACUUAGCUCCAGAAAUCCUCAACUAUGAUCCUAUUACCACAGCAACAGAUAUGUGGAAUAUUGGCAUAAUAGCAUAUAUGUUGUUAACUCAUACGUCACCAUUUGUAGGAGAAGAUAAUCAGGAAACAUACCUGAAUAUCUCUCAAGUGAAUGUAGAUUAUUCAGAAGAAAUGUUUUCAUCAGUUUCACAACUGGCCACAGACUUCAUCCAGAGCCUCCUAGUAAAGAAUCCAGAGAAAAGACCAACAGCAGAGUCCUGCCUUUCCCAUUCAUGGCUGCAGCAGUGGGACUUUGGAAGCUUGUUUCAUCCUGAGGAAACUUCAGGUUCCUCUCAAAUUCAGGAUCUGACCCUCAGGUCCUCAGAGGAUAAGACCCCCAAGUCCUCCUGUAAUGGAAGCUGUGGAGACCGGGAGGACAAGGAGAACAUCCCUGAGGAUGGCAGCUUAGUUUCUAAAAGAUUUCGAUUCGACGACUCCUUGCCCAGCCCCCACGAACUCGUUCCAGAUUUGUUCUGUUAGCAUUUUUCUCUGUGACUCAUCUGGACUGACUUGGAGAUUUGAAAUCUUCUCUGGUGUGAGAUUGUGUUUGUAGCUUCAUAUAUAAUAUGUUUAUAUUAUAAAUGCACUUUUGCUUAGAAGAACUUAAGGAACAGUUUAAAUGCUAGGCUUCUAUUAGCUAGCAUAUCAUUCCCUGUCUUGAAAUUGUUUUACAGAGAAAAAUAUUUAAAUAUAUGACAAAAAUUAUAAAUUGUACAUAUGAGUACACAUGCAACUGAAAGAAUUGAAAUUCAGCCGAACUUAUAAAAUGGGUUCUAUUAUGGUUAGUAAAGAUUGAACAGAAUGGAAACAGGAAUUUAGUAGGUGCUCUCUAAGGUGAGCCCUAUACCAUAACUCUAUUAACAGAGAAUUUGUUUGGGGAAAUGCUGUCAAGAGUAAACCACAAUAUGUACUGCUUUAUAACUACUCCAGAGACAGUUUAUAAUGGAAAAUGUUUCCUAGUUACCAAUAGCUUGAAACUGUACGAUUUUCUUUAUGUGCCAUGCACUCUGUAAGAGGGCACAGUCAACCAGCGCAGGAAGGGAGUCAGACCGAUCCAGGCUGUUUCUCUGCAAACUAAGUCGAAGCUUGACAUCAUUUCCAACUCAUGUAUUUUGUACAUGCAUCACAUAUCAGAUCUAGUAAGAUCUGGAGGAUGGAUAUACAUGGUAUGCAAAUAAAAGAGGCCUUCAUCCUCUAGAAUUAUUAGAGUAGAAGAGAAUUGGAUAGUACCGAAUGUGUUCUAAUUUCAGUCAGACAUAUUCAUAAAGGGAAAUGUUAAGUUCAGGCAGCUGACUUAGUGCUGGGUGCCUCCUAAGCCUCAGGAUACAAGCCCAUCGUUUAGAGCAUAGGUACUUCAGGAGUUCUUGUGUGAAAUUCUAGUGUGCGAGGAGGCGUGACAUGCAGCUAUCUUUAGACUCCCUGUGUAUGUGUUCUGGUGGGCACAACACAUGAGAGUGUCCAGUGUUGUCCAUGGUCAAUAUCUAUGUUCAGUCCUGAUGGGAGGGGCCUAGGGACUGCUUUGGAGAUUUCCCACUGGUGUCCAUUUUAAGGUCUCUUAACAUCAUGUUAAGAUAACAUCUCAUAAAUAUGCUACUCUAUCAGAUUCCAUUGCCAAAACAAAUUAAAAGCCUGUGUAUUGAAGUGGGUGUUAGUCUAACAACCUGUAAAUUCUUGAAAUUGUUAAUAAAAUUCCAAAUUCUUUAGAUAACUUUAAGCUAUGUAAAUUGAGCAUCGGUGUCUUUGUUUGACUAAACGUUGAGUUUCUUUUACAUCUUUGUUAUUUUUAAAGGAAAAGUUGUUUGCCUUUUGUAUAUGUGUGUGCAUAUGUGUAUGUGUACAGGUAUAUGUAUAUAUGUAUAGAUAGAUAAAAUAUAGCCUUUAAACAGUUUCAUAUUAGAUAUUGUUUCCUUGUGUUUUAUGCUCAACUCAGGUGCCAAAGGAGCCCUCUUAUCUGAAUAAUAAGUAUGCACAUACAUUCUUUAAGAAGUAGUCUGUUGGUCCAAGAAGCCAAACACUGAAGAUGCUAAAUUUAACUCUUGUGUUUCUGAAAUUGAGAAGCUGUUGGUAAAUUAUUGAUUGCUUUUCUACUUUCCAUCAGUGUUAAUUCAGGUAAAGUCAUUAGUCAGUCAUUAGGAAAUGUUACUUUCCCAAAUGGUGAUAUUUUAUUAUAAAACUUCUAAAAAGUAUUAUGCCAGAUGCCAAAAGUAAUAAGCAUUUGAAAAUUUAAUUUUAAGUCACUUGUGUAAAACCACGUUUUAUUGUCUAUAUUUUUUUCUGAGGAAUCCUGAGAUAGUUUGUGUGUUUCCCAUAGUUAAUGGGCUACUAAGUUGUAAGUUCUCAUACCUUUCCUGGAACAUUGUUUAUUGUAAAACAGUAGCUAGUGAUUGCACACAGUAAAAAACAGUUUUUCCAUAAAAGCAAAUUUACAAAUUUGCCAUGUUGAAGUGUGGAAAUAAAUGUCUUUUGAGAGAAUUAA